Molecule: messenger RNA, 540 nt
Organism: Serendipita indica DSM 11827
Lineage: Eukaryota; Fungi; Basidiomycota; Agaricomycetes; Sebacinales; Serendipitaceae
Source: the annotation of a GenBank genome assembly
AUGCUGGUCAACGUUCGCAACAACUCCUCCAAUUCGACAACAUCUUCAGCCCACAAGACACCGUCGCCAGAGACAGUAUCGGCAGGAGAAAUACUCUCUUGGUGUGAUUAUCUCUCCAUUCGUGGCAAGAAGCGUCGUUGGGAAAUGGCGACGACCAUCCCGAUUACCGUAACGGCUGGAGCGGCUGGGGCAGCCUAUUUCGGUGUCAAUAUGCCUCAAUUCAUGGGAUUAGAUCCGCUAGUGAUGGCUAUCCUGGGAAUUUUGGGCACGUCGGGUUUAGGUUAUCUUGUUGGACCAAUCAUUGGCUCACAGAUAUGGCGACUGACUCAUCGUAAACUGCUACCCCUCAUUGAAGACAAAGAGCGUGAAUUCCACAAGCAUAUCAAGCGGAACCGUGUAGACCCGUCGACCCAAAGCACAAGCAAUCCUGUUCCAGACUUUUACGGGGAGAAAAUUGGAUCUAUGAAGGACUACCGCCAAUGGCUGCGAGACCAGGCUCGUUACAGACGAAAGGCUAGCUGGGGCGCUGCGACAAAGUAG